Molecule: messenger RNA, 2190 nt
Organism: Daldinia decipiens
Lineage: Eukaryota; Fungi; Ascomycota; Sordariomycetes; Xylariales; Hypoxylaceae
Exons: 3
Coding region: 133-1899 (588 amino acids)
Source: RefSeq, a predicted model, not a curated record
UAUUUAGAUUUUGUCUUGCUUCUAUCUGCACUUGAGUAUUAGCACGAUAAUGGCUAUUAUUAUCACAUGCUAGCUUUCUCUUGGCACAUCACUAUCUAAGCGGAUUCCGACGAGCCUACGCGCUCCUUUACGAUGAUGGCUACGAAAUUCACAUCCCUCCUUUACCUAUCAAUAUGGUUGCUUGCAGGACAAGUGUCAUGUGGCUCCAUUGCAGCGUGGUGGAAUACAAGGGCUCCCAGCUUUAUUAUGCAGGACGACGAUACGGGCAGCAUACGAUAUAGCCUUUGCAAUGGCAACUACACACCAAUAUUUCCAGACGACGAGACGCUCGUGGCUCCCUUCAAGGACCACCAGCCGAAAAACAAAACGGGCCUGUCCGCAACCGGGUGGAUGGAUGGCGAAACCGCUCGGGCAUCGAUUUUCUACAUGGAUAACAACGAUGAAAUUGUCAAUGCGCUCCUGGAAUGUGAUUGGAAUACAGGACAUUGGGAAAAUACGGGCGAGUACGUCGUCUCUGGAGGAGCUCCUAAAGUAGCGCCAGACUCGGGAUUAUCAGCUGUGCUGCUUGGAUCAACGGAAGGAUACCGAGUAUAUUACAAUGACCUCGAAGGGACUCUUCACGCAAUCGGAUACACGCCCAGCACGACAUGGUCUUAUUAUGGUGUAAUCUCCCAUGAUGCAGCCUCUUCCCAGGCUAUUGGAUCUACCUUCUCCAGCAGUAACAUCUCAGUCGUGAGGCCUAGAGAUGGCGAGAAUAUGGGAGUGUCACAAUUUGAUGGCGAUGACAUGUGGCAUAUAUCAACCUUUCCACAGUCGUUAACACUGACGGGGAACCACUCAACAAAUGCAACAAAGGCGUCUGACCUCAAGCUCAGCUCUAGUAGCCAGAACUUUAGCCUCCCAGCUUGGGAUGGCAAUGCAUCUGCGCUCGCCGUGACCAUCAACAACAAGAAUACGCGUAGCAUUUUCUACAUCGGUACUGAUAAGAAACUGUACCAGGUCAGUAACAGUGACGGUAACAGCACGUGGAGCAUAGCCCCGCGCCCAGAUGACGAUGAUAAAUCUUGGCCCGUAGCGGACGCGGCCGGUGCCACGAUCGGCAUCGCAAGCGACACCGGGAGCCGCACCACGCGCUUGUACUACAUGAGCGGCGGCCACAUAGUCGAGGUCAACGGCGACCACGGGAAAUGGCAGCCAGCCACCGUACUGCCCAGCACCAACACAAGCCAGGCUGCUACAGCGCAGGCACCAGCGGCGACAACUACGUCGCCACCAGAUGGAGAUAAUGGGGGUUUAAGUGACGGUGCUAAAGCAGGCAUUAGCAUUGGCGUAACACUAGGCAUUAUCGCGCUUGCAGGCACGCCAUUUGUAUUAUGGCUGUUACGCCGGCGACAGCGGAGAAUCGACGAGGCUGCUGCGGCGGCGAUGGCGGCGGUGAGAAGAGAUCAAUAUAAGCCGGAGAAUGGAUAUGCAGGACCAGGACCAGCGUACGGUCCUGAUGGGGCUCAAACGGCGGUUGGUGCCGACGGAUAUGUGUACGGUGCACCACAGACAUAUGCAGGAUACCCACAGGCUCAGCCGCUUCAACCUGGAUAUGGACAGCAGCAGCAGCUGCUGCCACAACAAGGGGUUGCUUACCCACACCAGAUGGGCUAUGCUAUGACUUCGGAUGGAUACGCACAACCUACCUCAGCAACAGCAGGGUAUCCGCAACAGGCGGGGUUCAUGCAAGAUGGAGGAUGGGCGUAUACUCCGCCGGCCGGGGAUAAUGGAGCACACUACCAGCAACAAUAUUACCAGCAACAGCAGCAACAACAGCAACAACAUCCACAAGAGAUGUCGGGUGAUACGAACCCCGUCGAGUUAAUGGGCGAGGGACACUAUAAAGAAGUACCGUGACUUAAAGUAACCGAGUAAUGAGCCGGAUACAUAUAUACCUACAUACUCUCGUAGAAGAUGGGGCAUGUCGAGAAAAAGAAGGGAGAUAUUUACACAUUGGUCAUCUCGGGGGUUAUAUGUCGACAUCUAAAACUUAAAAGCAGACUUCUAGUGCUAAGCGGACAUGUCUAAGCAGAAGCAGCAUGGUAAAGAGGACUAGCUCGCGCCUAUUCUGUGUAUAUACGCUGUGGUAAUAUAUAUAAUUAAAGAAUGUAAAGUUAUAAUAUUUUGCUUGUAUAAAAGAGUAGGCUG